Periophthalmus magnuspinnatus is the source of this 7226-nucleotide messenger RNA. It is a transcript of the gene tasora, whose product is annotated as transcription activation suppressor a. NCBI's taxonomy places the organism in Eukaryota, Metazoa, Chordata, Actinopteri, Gobiiformes, Gobiidae. Gene Ontology annotation, cellular component: nucleoplasm; heterochromatin. The record is from RefSeq and is a predicted model, not a curated record. The transcript is spliced from 29 exons. Gene Ontology annotation, biological process: negative regulation of gene expression, epigenetic; protein localization to heterochromatin. Bases 198 to 6140 code for a protein of 1980 amino acids. Gene Ontology annotation, molecular function: chromatin binding.
AGUCUAGACCAUAAAAGAAGACUGUCCCACACGGAAGAGCCGCUGCAGGCGUGAUGUUUUCCCCUAGAUGAUGUUUUUGUCAAUUUUUAUACAUUUCAGCGGGAGCUACAACCGGCAGUGAACGUGCGGGCCGCGUAAUUGCACGAGAAACAUCCGGGAAACACUCCAUCUUUGUCGGUCAGUGCAGUUAGCGGGCGAUGGGGGACAGUCUAGCCCCGAGAGAAGCAGCCCGUCCGCGGAGAGAGUCCUACGGUGGUGGGGCUCAGUAUAGCGGUCAAAACCAGCAGAGACAUGACGAGGACUUGCAGUGGAUUCGGACUUACCGGGAGAACCACGGAGCUCCGGAGAGGUUGGACGGAGAGGGUGCGAGGGUUGCGGAAAGGAGACUUUCCGUGCCUCCGCAGGUCGUCCACCAGCGCCACAUGCCUGUAGGAACCCAGAAAUUUCACAUUCCGAGGAAAACUAAAGAGAAACUAGCCCUGUUUCAGCCACUGUCACAUGAGUCCAGAGAGUAUGAGGACAUGCUCACGGUUCUGACCUCUGGGUACCUGGACUCUGCCUCUGCUGGCUCCUUCAACUACAGCCAACCGCGCCUAGUCCACAGCGAGACUCUGGAGAAGGAGUUUGUGGAGAAGCGAAAAGAACUGAAGGCUGAUGGUAGGACAGAGAAGGAGCUGGAGGAGAGCUACUGCUUCUUGCUGUGUGACUCCUUUAAGCUGCAGAGGCUGUGUGAGAAAGGCCUGUUUGUGGGUCAGAGCAAGAUAACAGUCCUCGGAAACCCACAAAAAGGAGUUUACCUAUCCAGAUGUUCAGACCUGCUGCAGCUCAGCCCAUUCACCCCUGGAGCCAGUGGAGAAAUACUCAUCUUCAAAGUCAUCAAGGGGAAGGUGAAGAGCAUAUAUGAAAACAUGAAGAACCUUCUGGACCCCACGCCACGUUUCGACUCCCAUCUGUCCAAAAACAUCAGUAAAAUCACCUCUGUCAUGUCGUACCGAGCCUUUGAACUAACACAGCAUUAUUUCUACGAGUACUCCUUUGAUGAGCUGCGGGAACGUCCUCGGCAGGUCUGUCCCUAUGCUGUGGUCUCCUUCCAGUUCAAAGGCAAAGACACGCCCCUCACCAGCAAACCCAUGGCUCCACUCAGGUUGAACAGCCAAUCGUCAGACAAAAGCCAAGAGCACGCUCAGUUCACCGUUUGGAGCGGGGACCUGGUCAAAGACGACAAAGUGCUCUUCCAGAUUUCACUGCAAUCUUCGUCUCCUCCUUUUCUUCCUCAUAAACUACCUGAGCGGCUAGAGAUGAAGUGGGCAAUGAGAUGGGACCAGGCCACAAGGCGUCUUCCUCAAAGUUUAUUUUCCUACAACCUUUACAGCAGUGGUCAGGAAGUGGUAAAGGAUGGAUUUUACUGCAGUCUCUUGGAGGUGGUGGACAGGAAUCGCUCGAUGACCAGUAUCACCAAACUGCUGCUGGAGCUGGAGACCAAAGCUGUGGCUUUGGUGACUCCACUGACAGAGAGGGGCUUUCUAUUCAUACUCUCAAGUGUUCAGAUGGCCACGGCUCACGAACGAGGGGAGAACUGGAAGAGGAGUCUGCAGGCGCUGUUUGUGUUUCCUGAGACGAGAUGCUCCAAAUCCACUCCUCAGUGUGCCUCCGAACCCUCUCCAGACCUGGUCACUGCUGACUCGGUGAUGCCUGGUAUGAACCACUUUGUGCCCGCUCUCCACUUUGCCCUAGGAAAAUCCCGAACCAACCCACCUCCAGAGCUGUCGACAGGAGUGGAGCAACAGGCCCGGGAAUACCUCAGCGGGAUCAAGGAAGGAGUGUUGCUCCCGUACCCAGUGGGGCAGUAUGAUGCAGAGCUGGAGCAGACUGGGCGCCAGUACCCGGUGCCCAUAAUGCACAGACUGAGGCUGGACUCGUGUCUGCAGCCUUACCUCCGUGGACCUGCCCAGUACCUGCUGCUUCUGUCCCGAGUCAGAGCCAUGGUCCAACAGCUGUGUGCCUGCCCUCAGAGACCACUGCUCCAGCGCAGAGUGCAGCACUCUCAGGGCGACCAGAAGAUGCAACAGCUCAUAGAUCUGGUUCUGUCGUGUAAGAGGAACGCUGAGAGGGAGGUACAGAGCGAGAUGAAGAGCGGAGCAAGGAAGAGGAAGAUGGUGGAGCAGGAGAUGGCACAGAGGACCAUAAAGCACCUGAAGGCAUCGCAAGAGCUACAGCACCUGAAUGUGCAAGAAAAUACAGAAGUUGCCUCCUCCUCUCCCGGCUCCCUCACCUCUCUGAUUGGUUCGGUUGGUUUGAAGGACACAGAUUUAAGGGAUGAGGGAUCUGAACUGGCCGCAAAACUCCUCUCUCUUCUCACAAGUCUGAACCAAACCGCAACCAAUCAAAACACUUCUGACCCACGGGAGGCGGGACCAAAGGAAUCGUCACCAUUUGAUAGGCUGGCUCUCAAACUGGGGCUGCCCACGAACUGUGAUAUUGACCUGCGCAAACAUGACGACUUUGAGGGGGGCAGUGUGAGCAGUCAGGAGGGGUUUAGUCCAGUCAGCUCUUUCAGCGGAGACCCCAGAACUGCCCACAGAGACCAGGACAACUACCGAGACCAGGACUGGGGUCUAGAACAGAACCCGAGGAGAGCCAGGACAGCGCCACCUGCUGUCUGUGAAAAGGAGGACCCCCUACAGCCAGAGAUACCCUGGAUCCUCAUCCCCAUCACAGGCCUUCCCCUGAAGCACUGCACCCGCAAAGACACAGAUCUCCCUCGGGACCCACGUGUCCAUCAACUAGUCCCUACGGCGCUCCCCAUGGAGAUGAUCACCACAGCGACCACCACCUGCAGCCCCGCCCCUUUUGUGCCCUCUGCCCCCUCCUCUCCAGACCCCAGCCCACCCGCCUCUCCGUCCCUGUGCCCCUCUCCCGAUCCCAGCCUGCCUCCGUCACGCUGCCCCUCCCCUGAACUAGAACAACAAACCUCCUCCCCAAAUCCAAGUCCAAGGUCCUCCCCUGGUCCUGUUCUAGAGCCAUGUUCUGCCCCAGAGCAUGAGGUGAUGUUCAAUGACCCCCGGGAGAGUGAGGAACUCUUAGUCUCUGGGGACACAGCAGCAGAACCACCUCCAGAAACCCCAAUCGCCCUCUCCCCAGUUGCCUGCACCUCUACAGAUCAGCUCAGCCCGAGACCUCCCACGCCCACAAAAACAAUAGAUUUAAAAGAAGAGAAAAUGCGCGACGCUGAAACUCUGUAUCGUAUAUCUCCCCUUCUUCCACUUCAGGACAUUGACUCCAUUGUAAACCGCCAUCAGGACUCCUUUAGCUUUGAUGUACAGAGCAUUUUACAAAACCAACACGUCACCUACACUUUCCCCCAAUCUCCUCACUCUACAUCUCAACCUCAACACACAGCUAGCACUGCGUCCAUCGCGCGAUUUUCACAAUACGUUUCCUUUUACCAUCCAUGUCCGCCUGUCCAACGCUACGUCAGCUCACUACAAAGACAAAUCACUGGUGUUUUAAAUGAUUAUGAAAACAAUUGGACCCCUAACAUACCUGAUACCACUACAGCAACUAUUGCUACUACAGAUGCUACUUCUACCCCAGACCUAGCUAGCAGGAUUAGUGAGUUUGUGGCUAGCAUAAGAGCAGCUAACAAUGAUGACAAUGAGGGAGAUGUACUUCCUCAAUCUAGGAAUUGGCAAACUGACUCUGAACAGGAAGUUGCUACCUCUUCAAUGGACUGUGACAAAGACUUUAUUGAAAAAACUAUACAAAAAAAUGAUGUUCGUUGUAGUGAUAUUGAAACUGACCUUGAUAUAAGCAAUAAUGGAAGGAGACAAGUCCAGUUUGGAAGUAACCAUAUUGAAAUUUGCAUAAGGAAUGAACCAGUGGCCCACAGCAGUCACAGCAGAAGAGACAUUGAGGAUGUUGAGGAUUUGACUCCUGAAUCGCCACCAGGGAAUUCAGACCAAAAUGCAUUGAAUUCUCUGAUAAACCAGUUACAACCUGAGGUUUUCACGACUUUGGUGGAAAUCAUCAAGGAUAUAAAGAGGAACGCACAGCACUACUACAUCCACUGCCCCGAAGAGGAUGACUACACCAUUCAGCAGAUCAGGGCUCAGUUGUCGCAGCAGUCCUACAUUGAGCAGAGUCCAGUUGUGUUUUUGAAUCAAGAGGAAAGCUCCAACAGGAAACUGCUGGUGAUCAUCAAAAACCAGGACAUUGCAGCCCACAUCCACCAGAUCCCGGAGCUGCUGUCCCUGAAGAAGAGUCCCUCAGUGCAGUUUUUGGGCGUGGACAAAGCUGACGACCUGAGGAACCACAGCUGCCACGAGCUGUUUGCCUCUGGGGGGCAGGUGCUGUCUGAUGAGAUGGUGCUCAACCCGGACUUUGUUUCACACGAGAAACUGUCCGCCCUGCUGUCUGUCUUGGAGAAGCACAGUUCUCCAGAAAACCUGUGGAGAUGGAAGGUUCACGGCAAAACGCACAAGAAACUCAAAGAACAAUCUAGGUUCCGCCGGGAUGCUGCAAGCCUUUUGGAGGUGCUGAUGUCAUUCCAGAAGCAUCAGAUCGUGGAGUUUCUGCCGUUUCAUGAAUGUGACAUGUCCCAUGGCCCUGAACUGUUGGACUGUGCUGUGGAGCUGCAGAGAAUGUACACCAGCUUUAGACACACACUACUGCUUACAGAAAACUGUCUGGUGAACAGUUCUGGUGGAGGAGUCAUCGUGUGUCGGAUCGACGAGUUCCUUCAAGAUUUCAGGAAGCUGGUUGGUUAUCAUGACGAUGAUAUCCAGGAGCCAAUCAGAGAUGAGUCUCAGUCUACUGAAGACCCAUCUCAGUCUGGCCCUGUCCCGUCUGAAGAUCUGGUUUCUGGGUAUGGUCUGGGUUCCAUCCCUCUGCACUCGGAGCAGGACUUCGAAGUUCUGCACCGUGCCAUCUCACAGCUCCGAGCCGAGAGACAGCAGCAGCUCAGAAACAACCAGAGUGAUACCACUAGCGAAGGACAGGGGGCAGUGUCUACUACUGAUGAAUCUGCAACUGAUCUGACAGCAUCUGUGACCACCACAGAGCAGAAGCCCGGUACAACACCAACAGACAAAGUUUCCAAUAGUGAUGGUGCACAGCUGACACCAGGACGAAAAGCAGUUGCUGCUACUUUAGACCUGAUCCAUUCAACGCUGCACCUGACCAACGAAGACCGGACUAAAGACCAGACCAGAAUUCAGACCACAGACUCUAUACAAGAUAGGAGAAGUCCAGCUAUUCAAAUUUGUGCUAUAGAAGAGGAUACAAACAUGACAACAGUCCCCAUAAACCAGAACAGAUAUUCAGAGACCCAAGUCACUAUAGGCCAGGAUAAGAAUCUGGAAGUACGAAGUCCACGCUCAGUUGAAACCCAGUUAUCCAUAGACUGCAAGAAAAGUCCAGAGACCCAAGUUCAAAAAGCCGUAGAAACAAAUGGAAGAGAAGAGCCCACAACCAGCAGUGGAAGUCAGGGGAGCUCCGUGCCUUCAGAGUUCCAGAGAGGGGUCACUGUUUCUGGGAAGUCUGAACCAGUGACUGCCACUCUACAUCCACCAGCUUCGAACAAGAGUCUGAGCCAAAGCAAAGUCGAACAGGAGAAAACUACGACUCCCAACAGCACUCCAGAGAGAAGAACCAAGAGAAAGAGAAAACGAAGGGGAAACGCGCAGCAAGAUGACCCCAAUAAAAUAAACAUUUCAAAGAACCCAGGUGUUCUACAGCUGGCCACUGCUACUAGAUGUAAACUAAAUCACUGGACACUGAAUAAUCCGAAUCUUUGGGAUACUAUUGGAUUGGUUCGAGAAGGUGGUAUUCCAUUGCGACCCCCAUUUCAACCCUAUAAUGAAGAGAAAUUCAAGGAUUUAGUCUUGCAAAGUACAUUGAGGAAGGUGGUGCAGUCUGCACCCAGAGCCCCCCUCUUAGACUGGUGUCCAGCAAGGGUCGUGAUUUAUGACAUGCGCGAGGGACCAUGGGCUGUAGUGGAGAAGGUGCAUGGUUCCACUCUGACGCCUAUGGUUUUUCUGUUCGGACAAUACAGCAUUCCCAUAAACCGGCGCACGUUUGUUCCUCAAAUGUCCUAUCAGCCCUUUUAUGAAGAUGGAAGUGAUAUGAUGAUGUAUUUCUAAUUUGAUACAUUUCUCUCAAAUAUCAGAGAAAGUGGUCCAACAAGUCAGUGUGGCAAGCUAACAUUUGUUUUGCAGUAUAUAUGUUUUAAAGUGGGUCUAUAUGCUUAAAAUGCAAAUGACAGCUUUUCAUGUUUUUUCUAAUUAUUGCUUGGUUGGUUGGGAUCAGUUAAGUGGCAGUUUGAUGGCAUAGGUAGAGGUAUUCUGUUGAUCUUUUAUUCACAAAGUGUAGGGACAAUUUACAUGCAAGGAAGGCAUUUUUCAAAUUUAAACCUUCAUUACAAAAUAAAUGUGUUGUCAUUUUAUUAGGCUAGUCUUAUUGUAAUCUAGGUAGGUUUUGGCUCAUUAUGGUUGCUAGGUAACAGUUAUGGAAUUACUUCAGUCACAUCUGUUGCCCAUGUCCAACCAGGAAGUAAAAUUAUAAACUUACUUUUUUUUUUUUUUUAAAUACAAGAAACUAAUUUGUCAUAUACACUUUAAACUGGCCCACAGCCAGAGACCAAUUAAGCUUGACUGUGGCUGUGGACGGAGGACUAAAGGAGGGAGGAGAGACGGGGCCUGGACCCAAGAGGUGAUUGAUCAGACACAUAAACACUUCAAGCUCUGCCCCUGCAAGUGUUUCUGAUGAAGAGCAGAAGCUGUGAUGUCACAGGCCUCUAGAAUUAGAUUGAUCACUGGAGGCAGCAUACACUCAGUUUUAGACCCUUUUAGACCACAAAUCUAUAAAUUAACCUAUUUGCAAGUCCCACUUAAAGAUAGAGGUGGCAUGACAUUUUUAACAAUUUUUCACAAUUGAAAAAAAAAAGCCUCGAAGUGUGUUUGUUUAUUGAUCCUAGUUGAAUAAAUAUGACUUUUCAAUAGAGCUUAUAUUUUCAUAAUCAAAAUCAUACCCUGCGUUCCAAAUUAUUAUGCAAAUUUUGUUUAUGUGUCAUAAAGGUAAAUGUUUUAGUUUUUUCAGUAAAACUCAUGGAUAGUAUUGUGUUUCAGGGCUCUCGGUCAGUGAAAUCAAUCUCAGACACCUGUGCCAAUUUCUUUGCCAGGUAUGUCCAAUUAAAGGAAAAACUACUUAAGGAGGACAUUAUUAAGCAG